CUUGAGCCCCCGGCUUCUUCACACUCCUCUACAUCAGCUCCUCUGACCUCAACCUUCUCGAACCAUCCUUCCCUAUCUCACCUGCACGUUCACUUCAGCUGCUCUUCUACAAUUCCUUGACAUAGCCUCCUUCCUUCUCGUCUACACACUGUUGGCUAUCUCGAUUAUACAUUGAAGGCAUUGAUCUUUCUUGUCAAGCAACGUUGUACGGUACAAUGGGGAACUCGACUUCUCGUCGGAACUACGUCAUUGCAGAGAUUCAAUCUGACAUCAAGCUUUUGAUGGACACUUGUCCAGAGCAUACACACUUGGACUGGAAUGAUGUGGAUUGCAUUUCUCAUCACAGUGCUGUGAAUGCUCUACAAAACUACGCGCUCUUCGAGAAGCUCAGAGUGACAAAGCCAAAGCUCUGGUCGAAGAAAGAUCGUAGAUGCAGUAGAAACUGUGCCAGAAGAGGAACAAGUGUAAGGUUCUCAGAUUCAAUUUGCAACAUUCCCAGGAAACACGAUAACUCUGAAUGCUCGGCAGAGACUCGCGAAACCACCGAAUCUUGGUAUAUAUCGUGUGGUCUAGGCGCUGAUACAUUGGAACGAAGUCCAGAGGAACUUAGCAUUUCAAACUCAAUGGAUAGCGCUGCAACGACAGUCCUCGCGCUCGAAGAUUUUUUCUCCGACAGUGCUCGAAACAUUAACGGAAGCUUUCUUGCGCUGCACAAGGCAUCGUCCGACCUUGAAGCAAACAAUGUACUAUACCCUGUUCCAUGUUCAUAAUUUGCAAUUGUUGUAAUAAAUAGGAUAUACAUGUG
Messenger RNA from Guillardia theta CCMP2712, 805 nucleotides. RefSeq lists its product as hypothetical. Lineage: Eukaryota; Cryptophyceae; Pyrenomonadales; Geminigeraceae. The transcript has a single exon. The coding region runs from base 216 to 770 and encodes 184 amino acids. The record is from RefSeq and is a predicted model, not a curated record.